AGAAGGAGACAGAGAGGGGGAGACUUAAGCAGAUGGUCGGGGGCAAUCAAUUUAAAGUUUUUGGGGGGCAGUAGUUGAGACAGGUUGACACUCACAGGGAGCGGGUGGAAGGGAUAAAGAGACAGACGGGGUGCAGAUAAUGAGUUAGAAGGAACAGAUUCAAUGUGAGUGUGAGUGUGAGUAAGACGCAGGUUUUUUUAAUUAAAAAGUUUUAAGAAGUUGUCCCAGCGUGAUGGACGCGGAUCUGAAUGGACGCUACACCUUGGUGUCUCAAGAAAAUCUGGAGAACUAUCUGAAAGCCCUGAAUAUCAAUGUGGCUUUGAGGAAGAUAGUUCUGCUCCUACGCCCCGAGAAGGAGUUCGUGGUGGACGGAAACCACAUGAUCAUCCGAAUGCUCAGCACCUUCCGCAACUACAUCAUGGACUUCACCCUGGGCGAGGAGUUUGAAGAGAAUCUGGCUGUCAUCGAUGGACGGACCUGCAAGACAACCGUUUUCUGGGAAGGUAACAAGCUAGUCUGUAUUCAGCGGGGAGAGAUACCAAAUCGCGGCUGGAAACAGUGGCAGGAGGGCGAUUUGCUCCAUGUGGAGCUAACGGCCAGGGAUGUGGUCAGCACACAAACCUUUCGUAAGGUGCCAUAAGAAGAAGACCUCAACCUCAUCAUAACCUCCGGUCCUUAGUGCUCAGCUCCGGGCACGUUUUCUGUGACU
This is a messenger RNA of Spea bombifrons (plains spadefoot toad), 709 nucleotides long. It is a transcript of the gene RBP5, whose product is annotated as retinol binding protein 5. Bases 233 to 640 code for a protein of 135 amino acids. The transcript is spliced from 4 exons. The record is from RefSeq and is a predicted model, not a curated record. NCBI's taxonomy places the organism in Eukaryota, Metazoa, Chordata, Amphibia, Anura, Pelobatidae. Gene Ontology annotation, biological process: fatty acid transport. Gene Ontology annotation, molecular function: fatty acid binding. Gene Ontology annotation, cellular component: cytosol; nucleus.